UUGCCCCUCUCUCUCGGCAUUCCCCUCAGUCACCGCCUGUUCAAGGAAGGGUACGGACGUCAUCUUCGCCGCUCGUGCUAAAUGAACUCUUCGCUGUUUUUGUCAUCAAGUUAUAUGAAUCCUAUAAAAAAAAAAUCUUUAAGUGCUGACGAUCUAUAAACCAGCGAACUAUCCCUGUGAACUUGAAAGCAAUUUUAUAGACUGAGGAUAUCUAUAUAAAAAAAAAUCUUGAAGAUACGAGUUUUUAAAGGACCUUAUAGACAAGGAGGCUUCUAUAGAAACCUAUACAUAUACAUAGGAGUUUGGAAAAGACGUUAUAGACAAGAAGGAUAUGUAAGGUAACUCGUUGUGUCCUACGAAACACAAAAUGUUUGACUGGCUCGUAGUGACAUAGUGGACAAUCUACUUUUGAGUGGGUAAUUAACCUUGGCACUUACCAAGAGAACUAUUGGAUGCCCAGGCAAGAUGGCUGUUUCGGAGGGCAUCGAUGUUGCUUCCAACGAGAACCGCGCCAACGAUACAUCUGUAGCCAACGAAACGUGGCAGCGAAAAGAUGAAACGGAGUCUGUAGAGGAGAGACUGAGCAUGGGUGAAAACGACGUCAUCCUCAACCAGGACACAUCCAUAGUCUCAUCCGCCAACUCGUCUCACCCGUCUACUAAUCACUCUGACUCCUAUGGUCAAGUCGUCCUCAAUGAUACGACGACUCACGAACCCUGGGCACCGCCAGCUGCCCCAGUGACGACCCGGCUUCCUCCUCCUCCUCCUCCUCCCCCUCUUCCUUUCGCCGAAAUACAGACCACGCCGACCCCGAACUCUACCUCCAGUUCCCUCCUCCUCUCUAGUCUCGCUUCUUCCAGCAAGCCGCUCCUGGAAACCACAAUGCCAACUCUCAUACUGUCCGCCAUCACCAAAUCCAGUCAUCCAGAUCAGACGCAGGAGGCGAUGAAGGACUCGGAAGGUCCACCACCACGUUCCUCUAAUACCAUCCUUCAGCCUGCAAAUUCACCAGCAGCAGCAGCAGCAGAAGAGAUUAGACCAACAGAGAGCAGUCCUCCGUCAGAAGCUUCUUCGCAGAGCACAGCGAGAUCGGCUGUUCUAAUGGCACCUACAGCUCUUCCUCCUACUGCCCUAAAAAACACCACGGCUCCGGUCCUGACGACGAAGACGGGUAAGCCUCGCAAGAGGAAGCUCCAGAGCAGGGAUUCCGAGCCUGGCUGGGCAGCCGAGUCCCUCACGAGGCCCAUGGCCGCUCCUGACGUGUGCUCCAACGACCCGUGUGGAGCAGGCAUAGCCUGUCACCCUACCAACAUGACGUCUGAAGGCUUCACGUGUAUCUGCCCGGAUAAUAAGAAGAUCAGACCGGGAGAUAACUGCACUAUAGAAACUGUAAGUAUAGUGUCCAGUACAGCCGGUUGCUUUAUCGCGCCUGUACCCUAAAGUCUAUAAUGUAGG
Molecule: messenger RNA, 1455 nt
Organism: Macrobrachium nipponense
Lineage: Eukaryota; Metazoa; Arthropoda; Malacostraca; Decapoda; Palaemonidae
Exons: 3
Coding region: 466-1440 (324 amino acids)
Source: RefSeq, a predicted model, not a curated record